AUGAGUUAUGACACCAGGGUUGCCACCUUUUCAGGGUACAGCCACCCCGCAGGGUUGAGUGUGGGGAACAAGACAAUGGGGAAAGUGUCGCCCAAGGAGAAGACUCGGAGGGUUAAAGGGAGGAGGCAGUCACGGAGCUCCGGGAACAAGUACCUCAGGCCCGGGACUCUCGCUCAGCUUCGCUCCUCCAAGCCUUCAGGUUCGGCUUCCGCUUCAGGAAAGUGUUGCUGCACCGAUCUCGGCAAGAAGAGGGUGGCUGUCUUGCAUGCCGGAAAUACUGCAAAGGGGCAUGCCGAGAAUGCCAGGGUUUUCGAUAAGAGUCCUGUCAUGUUGUCGCCUGUCAAUUUGGUUAGCCACGGUGUUGGUUUAGUUGGAACCCCCAAAACCCCUCGCCUCGAUGAUUCCCUUUCGGAAUCCAAGCUCGAGUCUCUCCCCAUGGAGUUGUUGGUUAAAAUACUAUGUCUCUUGCACCAUGACCAACUGAGAGCUGUCUUCCAUGUAUCUCAGAGAAUUAGAAAAGCUGUUAUGAUUGCAAGGCAAUUUUACUUCAAUUAUACUACGCCAGAUCGCUCUCGGCAAGAGAUGUUAAGCACAAUGACUCCUCGUCCUACUGAGCAUUGGCCCUUUUUGUGCAAGGGUGAUGGGAAGGGAGUGAGAGUUCCAAGCCCACACACACCUAAAGCACCCAAACAUGGGCCUCGACCUCCUUCUCGCCUAAAAGUUUCUGAGAUGCGGCAGGUUGCAGCUGUUCUUUUCCCAGAGUCAGCUUUCCCUUCUCGUUGCUUGGUGCCAUCAGUUAUAACAAAGCCCCUAUACAAAUCUUUGGCUUCUAAUAGAGUUCUCUUCUAUGAAGAUGAACUUUGUCAGGCAGUUGCUCAGAAUAAACUUCGCUGA
Molecule: messenger RNA, 894 nt
Organism: Sphenostylis stenocarpa
Lineage: Eukaryota; Viridiplantae; Streptophyta; Magnoliopsida; Fabales; Fabaceae
Source: the annotation of a GenBank genome assembly